Lycium barbarum (goji berry) is the source of this 639-nucleotide messenger RNA. Its product is annotated as protein MAIN-LIKE 2-like. The transcript is spliced from 4 exons. Bases 1 to 639 code for a protein of 212 amino acids. The record is from RefSeq and is a predicted model, not a curated record. Gene Ontology annotation, biological process: meristem development; meristem maintenance. Lineage: Eukaryota; Viridiplantae; Streptophyta; Magnoliopsida; Solanales; Solanaceae.
AUGGUUCAGGACGUGACAAAGCUUUAUCGGGGAGGUAUAUACCAUUGCGCCGCUACUGGUCGGGUACAUUAUGAUAGGGCUCUUGUGACAGCCAUGGUUGAGCGAUGGCGACCAAAUACCUACACAUUUCUCCUAACUGGCGAGGUCACUGUCACGCUUCAGGAUGUGGAGGUCAUGUAUGGACUACAGAUAGAUGGACGUCUGUUAUACAUUGAGGAGCCUCAGCCACCGCCUCCGUGUCAGGAUGAGUUGACUAAGCUCACUAUUUACGUGCCUCAGGAGGGUGAGAUCCAUGGAAAGAUUCGGAUGUCAAUGCUUGCACUUUGUACUCACUUGCGCCUCUUAGACAUCGAGCAUCCUUUUACAGACGGCUCACCUCAGUAUUUGCUAUUUCUGGAGGAUCUGGGUGAGUUGGGAUGUUAUAGCUGGGGCGCUACCGUUCUGGCUUACUUGUAUCGAGCAUUAUGUCAAGAAUUUAUGGGCAAUAAGAAGGAUGUCUCUGGAUUUCACACGCUCUUCCAGGGAUCAGCUAGAUCGUAUAACGACAGACAUGGAUCCGGCACCAUCACCGCCGAGGAGCCAGCUCAGGAGCCCUCUUAUCAGCCAUCCCAAAAUCCAGCUCAGGAGCCCUCUCAUUAA